AUGAUUGUCAUUCCAUUGCAAGCACUCGGUACAGCUAUAGCCAAUUCGUUAUUAUUUUUCCUUCAUGCUGCUGCUUUUGGAUAUGGAGGUUAUUUGAUCGAAAAAAGUGAGAUGCAAUUUCAAAAUGUAUUUCGCGUCUUCUCUGUAAUUAAGUUUGGUGCAGCAAGUGUCGGACGAUCAACAGCUAUGAUACCAGACUAUACUAAAGGAAAGAUUAGUGCUAUGCGAAUAUUGACAUUGAACAAUCGUCGAUCGCAAAUCGAUCCAAGCAAUACGAAUGGUACUAUAUUAAAUAAUAUUGUCGGUUAUAUCGAAUUUCAACAAGUCAAAUUUGCCUAUCCGUCACGGCCCGAAUUACGUAUACUCAAAAGUUUAAAUUUAUGUGCUUCAGCAAAUCAAACAACAGCACUUGUUGGACGGAGUGGUUCCGGGAAGAGUACAUGUGCGGCGUUGGUUCUUCGUCUGUACGAUCCGUAUCGUGGUGCAGUCCUUCUUGAUGGUCAUGAUGUUCGUUCGUUGAAUAUAUCGUGGUUACGAUCACAAUUCGGUCUUGUUCAACAAGAACCCGUUCUUUUCAAUUUAAGUAUACGUGAUAACAUUGCUUAUGGUGUCAAUACAAGGACAGUAACACAAGAAGAAAUUGAAGAAGCAGCACGAAAAGCUAAUGUUCAUGAUAUGAUCAUUUCAUUGCCUCAAGGUUAUGAUACAUUGUGUGGUUUCAAGGGUAAUCAAAUGAGUGGUGGUCAAAAGCAACGUAUUGCCAUUGCUCGUGCACUUAUACGUCAGCCAAAAUUACUUUUAUUCGAUGAAGCAACAUCGGCAUUAGAUGUUUGUAGUGAAAAACUUGUUCAAGAUGCUCUCAAUAGAACUAGAAAUGGUCGGACAUGUUUGACAAUAACUCAUCGUCUAUCAACUAUACGUGAUUCAGAACAAAUCGUUGUUAUUGAUCGUGGUCGUGUCAAAGAAAGUGGUACACACAAUGAUUUAAUGUGUCAUAAAGGUGCUUACUACAAAUUAAAUAUGAUUCAGGAACGAAAUGAUGGGUAA
Messenger RNA from Rotaria sp. Silwood2, 1047 nucleotides. NCBI's taxonomy places the organism in Eukaryota, Metazoa, Rotifera, Eurotatoria, Philodinida, Philodinidae. The record is from the annotation of a GenBank genome assembly.